AUGAAUUUAGCAGAGAGAGUUCAAAAAGCGAAAAAAUUGCAACAAGUGCCCGGUACAGAUGAAGCAGUUAAAGCUGUUCAAGCUCCAUUAGCGAACAUGUCAUAUGAACAGAUAUUGUUUCUUAGUACAAAAGAGACCCGAAAACGUCAAAAAGAGCUAUUUAAAAAGAAUAAUGUUCAAAUAAAGAAGAAUUUUAUAUUGCCUAUAUUUCACAUCCCACUUUGGAUUAUAGUGUCAUUGACACUGAGAGAUUUGAAUGGAUGGUCAUCUUUGGGUAACCUACACAACAAGGCUUUAGAUCCCUCAUUAUAUGUCGAAGGUUGCUUAUGGUUUCAAGAUCUAGCAGUUGCCGAUCCAAUGCACGUUUUCCCCUUGAUCUUGGUAGUCAUUUCACUUUGUAAUGUUGAGUGGACCUUCCGCACUUUGAAACUAUCUAGAUUGACACAGAGAUUAAAGUAUCACCCCAAUUUGACUGAUGCAGUUGCCAAUUUUUCAAGAAUGUCUACUGUUUUCAUGAUGGCGAUUUCAAUACAUGCACCAGCUGCCUUGGUAUUAUAUUGGAUAUCCUUGCAGUUCUUUUCAUUGAUUCAGAAUAUGAUAUUGGAUAUAAAAUACCCCAUUUCGUUCACACCAAAAAAACGGUUCGGUGGAGGUAUCUUGGAGAAUUAG
Messenger RNA from Lodderomyces orthopsilosis Co 90-125, 669 nucleotides. RefSeq lists its product as uncharacterized. The transcript has a single exon. Gene Ontology annotation, molecular function: membrane insertase activity. The record is from RefSeq and is a predicted model, not a curated record. The coding region runs from base 1 to 669 and encodes 222 amino acids. Lineage: Eukaryota; Fungi; Ascomycota; Pichiomycetes; Serinales; Debaryomycetaceae. Gene Ontology annotation, biological process: mitochondrial respiratory chain complex IV assembly; protein insertion into mitochondrial inner membrane from matrix. Gene Ontology annotation, cellular component: mitochondrial inner membrane.